AUAAUUUUUUUUUUUUUUUGCAUGUGAGAUGUGAGGUCUGUCUCAUCUUUGUUGUUCCAGGUGGACUCAUGGGACUGAUGGUCUCAAAGCAUCUCUCAGGAGGGCAGCGGCAGACAGUGGGGGAUAGGGGGGCGCCGAACACGUGUGCUCCAGAAUGGGUCCGCUUUCCACCAGCUCCCACUCGGUGGCCUGCCACCUUCUUCCCCGCCCUCUCUCAGCAGAGUUUCCUCGGCUGUGGGCUGGGGGUGACUGGGUGGGCCCUGGGCACAGGACAUGUGCACAGAUGUGGGGCUUGCAGGGCCCCUGGGAGCAGAGAAGUUCCCCCAGGACCCACAGGAAGGGGAGGAAGGAACAGAUCUCAAAGCCUCCCCCACUGUAAGAGUUCAGGUUGCUGUGGUUCUUAGCAUAUGUUCCCCACGCGGGCCACUCGCCUUGAACAUCUACUUCAGUGGGGGGAGGGGGGCAGUGAGGAGCCUUAAGGAGGGGCGCCCUGGGGUGGUCUGGUGAUGGGAGAGAGGAGGGUAGAGGGCAGCGCUCCUCAAGCCCUGAUGUGUAUACAGGUCCACUGGGGACCCUGUUUAGACAGAUUCUGGUCCAGCCUCCACCCCAGGGGCCACCUGCGGAGAAGCAAGGGGUAAAGCCCAGCGUAAGCAGCGUGACAUGACCGGUCCAGAGCAGCGGUUCUCACACUCGGGGCAUCAGAAUCCCCUGGGGCUUGUUCAAACCCUGAUGGCCGGGCCCACCCUCGGAGCCGGGCAGGGCUGGACUGAGGAUGUGCACUUUGGCACAGUUGCAGCGGGGGUUUGUUCUCAGAGGGCUGGGCUACCCCACCUGCCUGACGAGGGGCUGCACUCUGGGCCUAAGCUGCACCCCCUGCGUGGGGUGGGCAUAGGGGGCCUGGCUAGGGUGCCCUGGGGUCCCUCAGAGCCCCGACCUCUCUCUGCAUGGGCCCUGCCCAUUGAGCAUGUGACCCCCACCUUCCUGUACUUCAGACCCCCCAGGGGAUGCCCUGGAUGGGAGACGCGGCUGGUUUCUGACUUGGAGUCUCUCGUGGAGACCCGUACCCCUCCUGGAAUGAUUCUUGGGGGAUCGUCUGGUCCCCCCAUCCUUUCUACACAGAGCACUAUCAGCCUGGGCAGGAUUUCCACGCCCGCAAGAUGACAGGGUUUGUCCAGGGUUGGAGUUUGGAGGGUGGGCUGCCCCCACCCCCUGGGAGGACCCUGGGUGGCGGACGGGCGCGUGGGCGGCGCUGUCCCGCGUGGGGGCGGCUUGGUAGUUGCCCAGCACCAGCGCUGACGCCAUGUCCUUUGCCUUGCAGCGCCGGCCGACAGCUCCAGCCUGCUGGCCCCCGAGGGCACUGCUAUGCCGGGCCUGAGCCGCCCACCCUCCGACGGCCCCACGGGCGCCCUGCUGCCCGCCACACAACCGUGCCGCACAUCCCCUGAGGGCCCCCCUCAGGGCAUGCGGUCGCGGCCAGGUCCCAGGCGCGUGGCCCGCUCUGCCAGCGACCCCACCUCGUGGGGCCCCUCCAGGGCGGCAGGUGAUGCCUCGUCACACACCCCAUCCUGCAGCCAGGAUCUUGAAGCAGGACUGUCCCGGGCUGCACGGGGAACCGCUUCCUUGUCUCACUCUGUCAUGGUUGCCUGUGCCUGUCGGCCCCAGCUUUCACCCCCCAGGGAACCAGAUGCCUGGAAAACGGACCAGCGGUUAAAGCCAGAGGCCUUACAGACAGUCUCCAAAGAGCGGCCGCACUCCUUAGUGGACAGCAAGGCCUACGCGGACGCCAGGGUUUUGGUGGCUAAGUUCUUGGAACACUCGAGCUGCUCCCUUCCCGUGGAGGUGAGGCACGUGGUGGGCUCUGCUCGCUCGGCCAUCCCCUCCGAGGAGCGCCACAUGGAGGAGGCCGUCCUCAGUGCCCGUGUCCUGGACCAGCUGUGAAGGCGCCUCCGUCUGGAUGUGGACGUGGACAGACCUCAGAGUCCCUGCCAGGGACGCCGGGCCUGUGGGGAAAGGCUGCUUCCCCGGUGGAUCAAGUGGCGGAGGCCCUUCCCUCCUCCAGGGGGACCCCAUCGGCUGUUUUCUGGGGGCUGACGCUUCCUACCUGUCCCAGUGAUACAGUGGAUGACUCUCUUGUGUCCAUCGUGAAUUCUUCCCUGUUGUCAGGCAGGUAGCACCUUGAACUAGCCACGUGACAGCGAUCCAGUGGCAGGGGACACGCAUGUAGCUAAAGAAACUGAAGUAUCUUCACACUCGGGGCCAUGGAAGAGCAAGAUUCUCCUGCACCCCAGUCCUCACCCCCCCCCAAUUUAGUUUAGUGUUUAAAGGGGUAGAGGAGUCCAUCAGGCAAUGAGCCCAUUUCCCCUUGCGGUUUGAAUCAAUGAUCAACCCUUUCUUAGAGGCUGAUUUUUAAGAAAAUAAGUCAUUCUAGCCCAGAUGGCAGCGGAGGUCCAGCCUUAUGCCCGCAGGGAGACAGGGCCACCCUGUGAACAAACAUACAAUGAGGGACUCCCCAGGGGGGCCCAGCCACCCUGUGGCAAGGGGCUUUGAGGGACCUGCACCCCCCCCGCCCCCCCGCACCUUGUCUCCCGGGCAACCCCUCCCUGCCUCUCCCUGCCCCAGGGCAUUUUCCCAGCUUCCUCUCUGGCUGUCUCUCCACUGUCUCUUUAGCCAGCUCAGCACAGAGCACUUUGAGUAGUUAUUUGCCCCGUAACAAUAAGCCCCCAUGGCGAGCCCCCGGGGUUCUCCCACAUCUGCCCUCGCCAGACUGGCCUCAAGGGGUCUCUGAUGACCCAGAGCAGCCCCUUCCCCAGCCGGGCGGCAGCCGCCACAUCUGCUUUGGAAGAUGCCACCUGUCGACCGCUCCUUUCCGUGAACCACCCCCACCUCGAGCUGGGUGCGCAGAAGCCUCCUCGGCCACAGCAGCUUGGGUGCCCUGGACCUUCUUGGCCCCCUGGGCCGCCCUGUUCUGGCGACCUCAGCAGCAGCAGCGCUGUGUCCUCAGGACUUUCUGCAGCCACGGGGACACCUGUGCCAUCCUGGAGUGUGGCUGGCGGCUCCUGCGUGGGACAAGGCAGCCGGAGACCACAGUUCUCAACCAAGAGCCCAUGGCCCAACACGGAGUGCCGGGGGCGGGCUGGGAGGGUGCCCAGCACUGCCGGGUGUCCAGCAGCCCAGGGCUGUGCCACCGCCACCGCCCCACCCCCGUAGCCAGUGUGCUGGGGGGUGUGGGGGGAGCAGGGACGGGGCUCGCGGGGGUGUUUCCAGCCCAGACACCCCGAGGAGCCCGCGGUGCCAGUCAGCUGCCAACGCUUUGCUUCCUAAUGUUAUCAUUGGUCACUGCCGUCCAGAGGUGAGAGCUGGACCAAUAUAUAAGUCAGGCCUUGUGAUGAUAGCAGGAACUUCUCCACUCGAGACAUCACAGAGGAGAAUUUAUGAGCACUUUAUCCAGACUAUAAAACGGGAAAUCUCUACUCUAAUUUUUCUCAACUGAGGGCUUUUGAAGUCCCCAAAAGUAAAUCUCUCUGCAGGUAAAGUAAAUUUAUGGUUUUUCCAAGGGGCCUCCCCUAAGCCUCCCAGCAAAGCAUGGAUGGCCCCAGCGCCCUGGCCUCUGCAUCAAGGCAUCUCUGGGGUGGCAACCAGGGCUUAGCAGGCUGCAGGGGUCUCACCUGGGUGGGGGGCUCACGUCAGGUUUGGGGGCUCACACGGCAAGGCCCUGGGCCAAGCCUGCAGGUCUCAGACAGGCUGCCUCUCGAGUGAGGCCAGCCCUUGCGUCCACCCCCCACCUCACGGGCAUCAGAAUUGUUACCCUGCAGCGGGCUGGGUGACCUCCAGGAGGCCUGGCCUGCUGCUCUGUGUCUUUUGCUUCCCCUCCCUGCAGGGCGCCAUGUCUCCUGCCUCCGAGCACCUGCCACAGCCUGUGCCUCCACCUGGGUGCAGGUAGGUGCUCUGGCCUGAAGCCCACCGGCCGGCCGUUCUCAAGUGCUCGGCCCUCACACGUGUUCUCACAGCAUCUCUAUCUUGCGGGUGAGUACGCUGUACCCAGUUCUACAGCGCUGGGCUGGCACCUUCUGAGGGCCCACGUCGGCUCCUGCAGGCCCAGGCACCUGGCUCCCAGGAAAGGUCCCGGGAAGAGAGAAGUGCCUGGCAACGGGCCGGGGUCUGACUCCCCAGCCCAGGUACCUUCAACCCCACUCUGCUCGGCGGCACCUGGGAACCAGCAGCCCCGGCAUCGAGCGCCCUGAGCCCCAGGCUGUGUCGGCUCAUAGCCAAGGGGAAAGGCAGUGUCCCCCCGUCACUGGUGCGUCCUCGUCCGCUCGGCCCUGGUCUCCCCGCUCUCGUUAACACGUCAGCAGGCAGGUCCCCACGGGCUGCGCUGGAAGCCAAGGCCCAGGAUGCCCCCUGCACAGGGCCCGGGGCCUGUGCUCUCCUGGACCUCCCCCACCAAAAAGACGGCCAGCACAGGGCCAGUGCCUGUCUGGCGCUGCCAUUAGACCCCCACCCAGGGACCACAAGGAUGCUGGGCUGGAGGAACUCCAGACCCCUACUCUAUGGCAAACAGGGGGGCGCUUAUCCUUCACAAGCACUUAAGGGCUUCUUCAGCUGGUGACAAUGAUACAAAUUGAAUGCGUGUAACAAACCACAUAAAAGAAAGCUUAUUUCGAAUGGAUGUUUUCUCCCCCGCGGCUGUAUUGAUCCACAGAUGCUGCUAUUAAGGCAGAAUUUAUAGGAAAUUGUUUUCAAGCCUGUUUGUACAACUGGCAGGCUGUAUUUAUUUAAUGUACCUCAAGGUGUUUUCAUAAUGAUCAGUGUUUUAAUAAAAACUAUUUCUGGCCUCUGUGUCUCUGAGGUCUGAUCGGGACAGAUGCCGAGAGCCGUGUGUACUGCUGGUGACCAGGUGCCAAGCGAGGGCUCAGGCCGGACGACCGACCACGGAGCACGACCCACCCCGGCACCUGACUGUGUUUCCUAACAUCCUUCUGGAGACAGACCCUGGGGGUGUGAGGGGAGAGGGCAGGCGCCCAGCCCACAGCUGUCCCUCUGUGGGACAUGUCCCCCAGCUUCUGGGAGGAAUGCAGGCCCUUGGCUUAAAGCUCUUUUUUUUUUUUAAAA
Messenger RNA from Delphinapterus leucas (beluga whale), 5109 nucleotides. The record is from RefSeq and is a predicted model, not a curated record. NCBI's taxonomy places the organism in Eukaryota, Metazoa, Chordata, Mammalia, Artiodactyla, Monodontidae.